AAACACAUCCGGUUUGCGAUCGAACCGGAUCGGAGGAGAAAGGGAAUGAACGGGCCAAAGAGAAGCGCCCUCGGAGACACUCCAAGGGCUGCCUCUGCCCGGGCUCCAACUCUGAGCCCUCCCUGCCCAAUAUUGUGCACCGUUUGUUGCGGAGUGGCGGUCGUAGCGUCGCUACUGCCCCGCAUAUGGCGGCUGCCGAGUGGGUGAGAGUAACGGAAGUGGUGUGUCUGCCACGCGCCUUUCCUCUAUGGUCUCUACGGGUGCCGCGGAGGGACUCGCCUGGUGGAAUCGCGCUCGCCCCUGGCUUUGCAUGGAGCGCUGCCGAGCGGGCGAAGGCUGGGACGCCCCGGGAGGGAGCAGGAGGCGGCGGCGCCAGCGGCGGAGAGAGGAGCGGGGCGGCGGAGAGGCCGAGAGCCCCGAGGACGCGGGAGAAAGGCAGAGGCGGCGGCUGCGGGAGGCGUGUUCAGAACUGCAGAGCUCAGAAUUCUGGGAUUCAAGCCUCGAUCCCUGAAGAUCUGUGUUACAUAUUUGACCCUGUCUUUUCCACGCUGGAAAUCAAAGUCCUUGCCCAUCUUGGGCUCACUGUGCUCCUGGAGAAUGAGGAGGGAAAAUGCUGCAUCCACAAUCCUACCAUCUUCUACAUGGUCCACUGCGGAAAAGCUCUCUAUAACAACCUGCUCUGGAGCAACUGGUCCAUAGAGGCCCUUUCCAAAACGGUCAUCAUAGGGAACAGCUUCAAGGGCAUUGAAGACAGGGUGCUGAGCAGGAUAUUCCAAAAGGACUACAGUUACAUUGCAAAGGUUUUAAUAGCAACAGAUGAAGAAGCCCUUCCUUCUCACCCUCAAUACUUGGACAUAUUUAACGACACCUCUGUCCACUGCUUUCCUCUGGAGAAACUGAGGGACCUUCCCCCAGAGAUCUGGAAGCUUCAGGAGGAGCCAGUUUACCCAGAUGAAGAUCAGCCAGAGAUCAUCAGAAACAAGAAAUGAAAUUCAAUUCCAGAGGCUAUGGACUGGAGGUGCAGGGCUGGGUUUGGGUUUCCUUCUUUGGAGAGGGGCUUGAGUUACUUCUGGUGUUGCAAAGAGUUCAUGUUCAUGUUAAUGUCACACACACACCCCACCCUAAAGCAGAUAACUAGCCACACUGUCUAUUUGUGUGUUGCUCUAUGGCAUCUCCAUGGGACAAAUGAGGCAUGCGCAGCAUGCACAAGAUGCCAAAGCUCUCCUUGUCUCUCUCUCGCUUGUUCACUGAGCGGCAGAGCUUGGGAGGAUCAGUGGGGCAAACCCAAGCAUCACCACUAUCUCUGUUCAACUCUGGUCUGGUACCUCCUAUGAGAGUUCCCUCAUGGGAUGGAAAAAGGGGCAGAGAUCUGGUGGUGCUAGGCAAGCUGCCCAGUAGGACUGGGCUCCCUCAUUAAGGGGGAGAGCCAUUCACACUCCCAGCUGCUGCUUCACAAUUAAGGCAGCAACUUCUCAGAAAACCAAGUUUCUCCACAAACCUUGUAUUUCUAAUAAUGUUUUUAAUUAAAAGCAACACACAUUGAA
Podarcis muralis (Common wall lizard) is the source of this 1544-nucleotide messenger RNA. NCBI's taxonomy places the organism in Eukaryota, Metazoa, Chordata, Lepidosauria, Squamata, Lacertidae. The record is from RefSeq and is a predicted model, not a curated record.